CAGUGCAGAAGAAAGUUCAAAGCUGCCGAAUGUCUGAACCAUUCUAAUUCAAUUAGAAAUGAGGCCAUUUUACUUAGAAACUACCAAGUCCCUGUUUCUUUUUUUAUUUAUUUGUGUUGUUUUGUUUGUCACACCAACUCCUUAUUUCUGCUUCUAUAAGAUCAACACAAUUUGAAAGAAAAAACCCCAUCAAAAGAUUUGAACCAGAGGAAAAGAAAAGCAAAAAAUGAAUGCAAACAGUUCAUCUAUGUCUACAAACACCCAAACCCAACCGUUACUAGGUACAGGCGUGAGCGUGACAAACACAAACACUUCGCCAUUCUCAGCAGUUGGGAGCUUCAUAAAGCUGCUCCCUACAGGGACUCUCUUCGUGUUCCAAUUCCUGAACCCUGUUUUGACCAACAGCGGUGAAUGCAACGCCAGCAACAAGUGGCUCAGCGGCAUUCUCCUGGUUGCAUGUGGGUUCAGUUGCGCCUUUUCUUCCUUCACAGAUAGCUACACAGGCAGCGACAACCAGAGGCACUAUGGCAUCGUAACUACCAAGGGAUUGUGGCCUUCUCCAGCAUCCGAGUCUGUUGACUUGUCAACCUACAGACUCAAGUUUGGAGAUUUCGUGCAUGCCGUUUUAUCCUUGUUAGUGUUUGCGGUGUUAGGGCUAUUGGAUACCAACACUGUGCACUGCUUAUACCCCGGCUUUGAGUCAACUCAGAGGCUUCUGCUUCAGGUGCUGCCCACAGUUAUUGGGGUAUUAGCGGGUGGACACUUCGUCAUUUCCCCCAGUAAUCGCCAUGGAAUAGGAUACCCUUUAACUUCUGAUUCUAACACCACCUCCCCAGAACUCAAUCACACUACCGCUCCUCCACAACAUCCCAACCACACUUCUGUUUAGGAUUACUAGCCUUGAUGGUAUGGCAACUUACAUUAUUACAUCAAAAUUAAUUUUUAUAUUAUGUAAAUUUAUAUUUAUAUUAAAUAUACAUUAAAUUUUUUAAUAAUAUGCAUAACAAUGGUUAAUGUUGAAAUUUGUUGGACA
Molecule: messenger RNA, 1033 nt
Organism: Glycine soja
Lineage: Eukaryota; Viridiplantae; Streptophyta; Magnoliopsida; Fabales; Fabaceae
Product: protein DMP2-like
Exons: 1
Coding region: 227-889 (220 amino acids)
Biological process (GO): endomembrane system organization
Source: RefSeq, a predicted model, not a curated record